AUGGUACUUAAAUUAAAGAAGACUAAAGAUGACUGUUUAUUGUGUGCAUUUGUUGCGCUUAGUACAUCCAUCAAGGGUGGGAAGUAUUGUAGGCCAAUUGUAGUAGUUGAUGGAAUCAUCUUGAAGUCGGCAUAUAGGGGAAUAAUGUUAACAGGUAGCACAAUGGAUGCAGCAGGUAGAAUAUUACCACUGGCAUAUGCUAUUGUUGAUUCAGAAAAUAACAUAGCAUGGAAUUGGUUUUUUGAGCAAUUCAAACAUCUGUAUGGUGAAAAAUCAAAUAUAUGUGUUGUUUUGGACCGGAAUGAGAGUAUCUUGAAGGCAACAUCUACUAUUUAUACUGGAAUACCACAUUAUGCUUGCAUGUGGCAUAUUUGGACAAUUGUAAGGUCAAAGUUCAAGAAGGGUUAUCUAAAGUUAAGCAAAUUGUACUUUGCUCCGGCACGAUCAUACACAAUUGAUGAAUUUAAUGAAAGAAUGUCAAAGAUUGAAGAGAUCGACACGCGUGUUAAAGCAUACCUAUACGAUAUUGGCUAUCAUAGAUGGUCUCAGGUACAUGCUAUGGUGAACAGAACGUGGAUGAUGGCAUCAAAUAUUGCAGAGUCAUUGAAUGCAGUAACAAAAAAUGCAAGAGAGCUGCCCGUAGUAGAACUAUUAGAGUACAUAAGGACUCUUCUUGAAAGUUGGAAUAAUAAAAAGUUAUUGAAAGCAAAGAGUACAUUCACAUACCUUGGGAAAAAAUACAACAAAGAGUUGGAGGACAACAUGACAUUAUCGCAGAAGAUGAGAGUGAGGGCUUCCAUAGAACACAUCCAUACAGUGAUAGAUGGUGUGAAGCGAUUUAUUGUUUACCUUCAAAACAAGAGAUGUAGUUGUGGACAGUUCCAACUUCAUGAACUUCCUUGUUCACAUGCUUUGGCGGCUUUGAGGCACAUGAGAGAGUCUUAUGAAAACUAUUGUUCUCCUUAUUACACGAGGGAGAGUCUUUUGAAGACUUAUGAAAUACCAGUAGACCAGUUGCCUGAUGAAAGCAAAUGGAAUGUGCCACAACAUGUAGCUGAAGAAGUUGUAAAGCCACCUACUAGGAAAAGAUAG
This is a messenger RNA of Nicotiana tabacum (common tobacco), 1092 nucleotides long. RefSeq lists its product as uncharacterized. The record is from RefSeq and is a predicted model, not a curated record. Gene Ontology annotation, molecular function: zinc ion binding. NCBI's taxonomy places the organism in Eukaryota, Viridiplantae, Streptophyta, Magnoliopsida, Solanales, Solanaceae.